GUCAGUCCUGGUUACAUCAAGGAGGCGAACGCACUUUGUGAAAAGCAUUUUGGUUCAACGUUUGGUCCGCGUCUAAUAAAAGGUUUUGACAAAGAGAUUGUAUUUGGUGUCGAGAACUCACAGAGCGAAGAAGAUGAAGGAAUUAUUAAUCUGAGAAGUGUUAUUAGAACUGAUGCAUCAAGGAACUUUCCGUUCGUGAACGAGAAGCUUCCCCUUCAGUGGCUUCUCUGUGAGGAGGAAAUAAUAAAAUAUCGACAAAACCCAAACAGCAAGAUGUGUAAAACUUUGGCUGAAUUUAAGACGCUACUAGAAGAAAGAUGUAUGGUAAAGUUUACUGAUGAUGAAUUUCAUUCCAUGAUAUCUUUUUUUCACGAUAGUGGGCUAAUCCUAUUGCCAGGUAAGUUACUUAGUUUUGUUCUGUCGAAAUCGAUGUCUGCAUGUCUGUGUGAAGACGCGUUAUAAAAAAUCUAUCUGUUUUAUCGUUUUGCUGGCUUGGUUUAUUUUAUUACUUUUUGCUUCGUAAAAUUCGCCUUUGGCGCCGAAGUCCCUUUAUUUGCUUGUUUUUAUUUGUUUACAUUUGUGUUUCCGUUGCUAUUAAUUUUGAACGGUUUAUUUGUCGCUUUGAGUCAGGCAUUUAGACACAGGGGGCCCCACUAUGAGUUAUGAUUGAAAUAAUAUUGUAUUUAUUUUUAAAAACCUACUUGAAUCCCUUGAUACUCGAUUAUUUCUUCUCUCGAAGUUCUGUAAACAUUUCGAACUGCUUGGAGUCAUUAUACUAUCACUCUACGUGACGUUUCACGAAGUAUAGAUGAUCGCUGACAAGUAAGAACGCGGGCGCGAAAAGACGAAGGCGGCGAAAGAAGGGAAAAUUAAACUAAAGGGUUGAAACUUCGGCGCGUCAUCGUUUGAUGUGUUCCAUAAGUAGGUUGUUCUCCGGCAAAAUUCGCACGGAGCCCCAAUGUGAGUUAGGAUUGAAAAAAUAUUGUAUUUAUUUUUAAAAACGUACUUGAAUCCCUUGAUCAUCCAUUAUUUCUUCUCUCGAAGUUCUGUAAACCUUUUAAAUGGAUCGGACUCAUUAUACUUGACGUCACGAGAACAACCUACUUUUGGAACACAUUGUGCGAAAAAAACCCUUCGAGUGUUUCAUGUAAAGACACACGAAAAAUCAAUCGUUUAUUGAAUCUACUACAUCAGUUGUGAAGAUAUAUCCAAAAAGACAUAGAAUCUGAAAAAAAAUAUUCGAGAACACAAAUAAAGUGUGAAUUUUAAGGCAUUUAGAAAUGUCAUCUAGUCUAAGUUUCAACCCUUUAGUUUAAUUCUCCCUUCUUUCGCCGCCUUCGUCUUUUUGCGCCCGCGUCCUUACUUGUCAGCGAUCAUCUAUACUUCGUGAAACGUCAUGGAGAGUGAUAGUAUAAUGACUCCAAAAAGUUCAAAAUGUUUACAGAACUUCGAGAGAAGAAAUAAUCGAUUAUCAAGGGAUUCAAGUAGGUUUUUAAAAAUAAAUACAAUAUUAUUUCAAUCAUAACUCAUAGUGGAGCCCCCUGUGAUUUAGAUGUUGUAUUUCUCACUGGAGUUUCCGUUAGACUGAUUCUUUUUAUUGGUUAGCUUUACUUUGUAGUUGUAAGCAGGGUCUUAGUUUGAAUGCCGUUUUACCACGCGCAUUUAUAAAUAAUUAGCCCGUUCAUCUUAUCUAUAGCUGUGGUUUUCCAUUUUUUCCAAUAAUGGAAACGAACGCGACUCAUUAUUUAUGUAAAGCCUUGUAUGUUCAUAAAUUAAGUGUUGCUACUUACAACAUGCAGACAGAAUUACCUCAUAUUGCCGCAAGAAAGUUUGUAAAAUCUAGUUGUGUUGAAAUUAGCAAUGUGAUCAGUGAUAAUUAAUGUUUUGAUGGAUAUGCAUUGGGAACCAUGUUAAACUUGCUUUAAAUGACCCCAACUAGACUUGCUAAAAUAACUUGUUUUAAUGUCAGAGUGAAAUACAGUAUAAGCGUAUGCUCGCAUUGUGUUUGGUUGUAAAGCAUAACACAAACACAGGCAGAGUCUUUGGUUGGCGAGCAUAACUGGUAUAAUUGUGUUUUUGCUAUUCAAAGUCAUUGGCAUGUACACACCCUGGAUAUUUUACAAACACGCCCAAGUUAUAAAAUCCUAUCUGAGACCCUAGUUGUAGGUGAUUGGUAAGUGAUUUGUUAAAAAAUUGUUUCCCUGUAUUUUUAUAGGAAAUAUGUCUGGUGUCCAGGAAGGGUCGGUGGUAAACGACUUAGUGAUACUCUCUCCCCAAUACUUAGUCGAUAUCAUGACCAGCAUUCAUGACGUCCCGAAGGAUCGCAAUUUCCAACGGCAGUUCUCGGACGAGUUUCGCAAACUUGAGACGAAAGGUCGAAUCGACAGCCAUGUUCUGGAAUAUGUUUGGAAGAAUAAAGAAGUCAACGCUGAAAUACUUGUCGAACUGUUGUCGUGCUUCAAUAUACUUUAUCCCCUCAGCAAUGAAAAGGAAAUAGGUGAGCAAUCAGGAACGGAAUAUAUAAUACCAUGUAUGUUAAAGAACAGAUCAGAUGAACGGUGUGAAAAGCGAUGGCAAAAAGCCUGUGAAACGUGGAAAGGUGAAUGGGAUAAAGAGCAUCACUUUGUUUUUGAUUUCGGCCGCUUUCUUCCACCUGCAUUGUUCCACUACUUGUUGGUUCACAUAUAUCGCCACAGCUGCAAGACAAAGGCGAUAAAACCUACUAUUGAAAGACAAACAGCGAUUUUUUCCUUUUCAAACCAAUUCUUGUUUCGUUUGAAGUUGGUUCCAGAACAUUGCCAGAUAUGGGUCUAUUCCAGGUAAGCAACAGAUUACCUUGCCAAUUACUUACGGGGUGAAUAGAAAAAUCCAGAGCCUUCGAAUCAAGUGUAAAUUUUGAAAGCAACGCUUUGUUUACAUUUUGUUUAAAGCUUAUUCAUUUAGCUUCUCCACGGUACCAUACAUUUGAAAUUAAACAAUUGGUUCACGAAUAAUAUUUUGAAAUUUGACAUGAUGUGCCAAAUCAAUACUAAAUUAUUUUGAGAGCAAAGCGAAAAAUGUAAAGUUUUUUUCGCAAUGGUUCAUCAAGAACGGAAAAACUAUAUUACAGCAUUCAUUUAGUAACUUCCAUGUAUUAUUGCACCUUGGACACAAAUGACACCUUACUCGAAAAAGAAAAGGACAAACUUUAAUUAAAAUUUUCUUGUUUGUCAUGUUACUCUGAGUCAUGUGCAUCCGCAACACAUCACAAACAGAUUAACAUCACAAACAUCAUAUUCAGCUGAGUACAUAACACCAACACACACAAAUAUCAUAAAAUUUUCUUGUUUAACCAAGAAACUCGGUUAAUAUAACAUUCCUGGUUGAAUCUCCUGGUAUAGUCUGGUUAACGUAACCAUGAAUUUGGUUAUAUUUAACCAGGACAUCUUUCUUAAUUUCGCCAGGCUAUGUUACAGUAGAUGGAUGGAUAAACCAUGCAGGUGCCCCUGGUUAUAUUUUUUGCUCGUGUUGCGCGUUACCAUGGCCACCACAUGCAGCGAACUUUAUUUGUCACCCAGGUAUGGCAUUUUUGAGAGGCGUUAUGUUCGUCUUGGAAAAAACUUCUGUCACUACUGUUUCACGGCUGACAGUCACUCAAACUUGUUUCUGUUUGAAAGUUCGUUUAAUUAGCCUAAUUACCUGUAAAAUUUUGCAAACGUUUCCUCACGAAAUUUACAUUUGGACAUUGUUAAUAUAAUAAAGUUUGUUAAAAUGAUAGUUAAACUUCCCACGUGACAUUAGCAAAAUGAAAUAUUUUAUUUUAGCUAAUCACCAGCUUGAUAGAUAUUUUAUCCACUCUCGGAUUGCGCAUGCGCAUAACGAUGAAAACCGUCUAACGUCCAUAACAUAAUGGCGAAUGACUUUGCACUUCGCUAUAUUCGUACAUUCGCGUGCGUAAAUAGGCGAGCAGAUUAUUGCCCGGGACGGCGUUGACUUGCUGGGAUAAACAAUUGUAGUUGACGGCGCUUUUGUAAUAUCAUGACUUGUCAAGGUGAAGUCGUUGAAGCCAUUUGCCAUUAGUCAAAGACGAAUGAAAACGAAUGCUGACACUAAUCGAUAACAUUUACUGAUACCUUAAAAAUUUCGGAUCUUACCAAAAACUGAAUGCAGUAUUUUUAGGCCCGUGGUGUGGGUACAUGUAUUCAAUCCCGUCUGUUAGUUACACCUGGGUAACGGAAAGCUAGCCGGGAUGAGAAGGCAAUGAUUGCAAGUGCAUGGCUGUAUUUCAAUUAGGCACGGAUGUAAAAUAGUAAAUUUAGCCUUGUAAUUGACUAUUUAUUUGGAUACACAUGCAGUCUUUUUGGCGUUCGUAAUUUAUCAAUGGGUUAUAAAUAAAUUUCUUAUUUUCCCUUCAGAUGCAAGAAAGGCGAAAACUUCCUUGAUUUGGCUCAUAUAUUGAGGAAAAAGGUAUCCGAAAUAUGCCAGCAAUAUUUCAAAUACUUAAAGUUUGUAUUUGGCCCUGUAUGUCCUCGCGAAAAUUGUCCAGGUGCCACAUUCCAUGUAGAAAAUAUACAACGACCUUGCGAAUCAAGUUCUUCGGAAAGUGAAGAAAAUUCUCAAUCUAGUGAUGGCUCGGAAACGGAGACAGAAGACAACGCAAACCAAAAAGUGGUCGGUGCAACUGCAGCCAACCAAAAUGAACGUCGGCGGCACGUGAUUCCUAUUAAUCUCGACUCAUUUGAUCCACCAUACUGGUGUCAAGAAGUCGAUCUAAGUGAAAACCUGAAGGACUGGGACCCAGCAUUAACGGCAUCAGAUGAGGUAAUAGUAACGCUAAAUACUCGAAACUUAUAGGCAUAGCGUUUUCCAUCCGAUCAUAUCUAAGCUGAUCAGUACAUUUGAUCCAUGUUUCAUUACCAAUUAUUUGAGAACUUCGUGGUUUUAGGAUUGCCAAAUAAAUCUGCUAUCGUUUCACUUCAUCUUUCCCAAC
Messenger RNA from Paramuricea clavata, 4969 nucleotides. The record is from the annotation of a GenBank genome assembly. NCBI's taxonomy places the organism in Eukaryota, Metazoa, Cnidaria, Anthozoa, Malacalcyonacea, Plexauridae.